Cuscuta campestris is the source of this 703-nucleotide messenger RNA. The record is from the annotation of a GenBank genome assembly. Lineage: Eukaryota; Viridiplantae; Streptophyta; Magnoliopsida; Solanales; Convolvulaceae.
AACCUCUUCAUGUACGGAGUGUCUCUUAUUUCUAAUUUUUCAAUUUUAAAUUAGGGUUUCAUUUCUUAUCUUCAGAGUUCAGACAGAUCAGGAACAAGCGCUCAUCAGUCGUUCCGAUCCGGUAUUCCGGUAAUCAGGGGUUAGAAUGGGCCAGAUCCAGUAUUCCGAUAAGUACACGGAUGACACUCACGAGUAUAGGCAUGUGAUUCUCCCACCAGAAGUGGCGAAAUUGCUUCCUAAGAAUAGGCUUCUUUCCGAGACUGAGUGGAGGGCAAUGGGAGUUCAGCAGAGCCGUGGAUGGAUCCACUACGCCAUUCACCGACCAGAGCCGCACAUCAUGCUUUUCAAGAGACCACUGAGUGCUCCGCAGCAGCUGGCAAACGGACAAGCUCAGUAAACCCGGUGGUUCCCAAGUGACACAAUCUGAUGCUUACAUUUUGUAUUCUUCCUAAGUAAAAACAUUAGAAUGGGCAAUUUCUUUACUGUUUGAGAGCCUGUCUUCUCCCUGGGUAGACAUUAUUUCUUCUCUGUAUGGUGAAGGUUCUGUGAUAUUUUAUGUGAAAGGGUUGUUCUAUUUUAAGGGUAAUACUGGGGAAAUAUCCAUUUUCCAUUUGAAUCCGGCAUUUUGAUAGUUUCUACUUUCAAUUAGGAUUGUGCAUCACUUGGGUUUGUGGUUGUGCUUUGGCGGCUUCCUUGUGGUUUC